Trichoderma citrinoviride is the source of this 1338-nucleotide messenger RNA. Its product is annotated as carbon-nitrogen hydrolase. The record is from RefSeq and is a predicted model, not a curated record. The transcript has 3 exons. NCBI's taxonomy places the organism in Eukaryota, Fungi, Ascomycota, Sordariomycetes, Hypocreales, Hypocreaceae. Bases 1 to 1338 code for a protein of 445 amino acids. Gene Ontology annotation, molecular function: catalytic activity.
AUGACAAUCCGCGUAGGAACAGCCUCGCCCAAUACCCAGCCUACCACCCCCCUCACCCUCUCCCUCCUGCACUCCAUCGCCUCCCGCGCCGCCGCCCAGCGCAUCGACAUCCUCCUCCUCCCGGAGGCCUUCAUCGGCGGCUACCCGCGCGGCACUGCCUUCGGCUGCGUCGUCGGCAGCCGCACCGCCGAGGGCCGCGAGGCGUACGCGCGAUACUUUGACCAGGCCAUUGACCUCGGCGACACCGUCGGCGAUGGCAGCGCCGGCGCCGGAUUGAAGUGGGUGCGGCGGGAGCUGCCGGGUUACGAGCAGGGUGGUGCUGGACGCGGGGACGGAUCGAGGGAGGAGCUGGAGCGGAUCGCGCGGGAUACGGGCGUGUUCUAUGUUACGGGUUGUAUUGAGAAGGCCGGGGGGAGCUUGUAUUGCGCGGCGGUAUAUGUGUGUCCGAAGGAGGGCAUCAUCGGCAAGCGGCGCAAGGUGAUGCCAACAGGCACGGAACGCCUCAUCUGGGCCCAGGGCCACCCCUCGACCCUCCGCGCCGUGUCCACCUUCAUCCGCGGCCAGCGCAUCAACCUCGCCGCCGCCAUCUGCUGGGAGAACUACAUGCCCCUCGUCCGGCAGGCCCUCUACGCGCAAAACAUCAACCUCUACCUCGCGCCCACGGCCGACGGCCGCGAGGGCUGGCUCAGCCUCAUGCGCACCAUCGGCGUCGAGGGCCGCUGCUUCGUCGUCAGCAGCAACAUGUGCGUCCGGGGCGACGAGGCGGACGGCACGGAUGCGGGGGACCGGGAUGUCGUGCCGGUGGCCGGGGGGUUUGGGGGUGCGAGGAGGAGUUCGGCGGUGGUUAUGGAUGAUGGGUUCGAGUUUGCGGUGCCGCCGCCAAAGGUGAGGCAUGGACGGCGGAAGAGCGUGUUUGACGAGGAUGGGAACGAGAUUGUGCUGUCGUGUCCCGCAGACAAUGGCGACGUCCAAGCCGAAGACGAAGCAGAAGACCAAGCACAUGCCCAAGCAAAAGCACAAGCGCAGGCGCAAGAGCAACAGAAGCAAAAACAGCUCCCCAAAGUCACAGAAGACGACACAACACAGAAUCAACAGCCCGCGUCCGUACCAAAAGCGCCCGUCUUCCUCUCCCGCGGCGGCUCCUCCAUCGUCUCUCCGUUUGGUGACGUCCUCGCCGGUCCGCAGUGGGAAGACGAGGAUAAUCUCAUUUAUGCAGAUAUCGAUCUACGGGAUUGUAUCCGUGGGAGACUGGAUCUGGACACGGCGGGAAGUUAUUCGAGGAACGAUGCGUUCAAGCUGACGGUUGACGGGUUGGAUUUGGAUCCUCUGCCUUAUUGA